Messenger RNA from Aspergillus calidoustus, 852 nucleotides. The record is from the annotation of a GenBank genome assembly. Lineage: Eukaryota; Fungi; Ascomycota; Eurotiomycetes; Eurotiales; Aspergillaceae.
AUGGUUCACCCUAUAUUGCCGAGCAGCAACUCAGUCAAAGACCCAAACUCAAUUAAUGCCCCGGAACUCGCUAGCCCCAUUAUCUCGAUGCUCUCGCGCCUUCACGCUCUUGUGAUUGGUCCAGGGUUGGGUCGAGAUGGCGUUACACUCAAGGUCGUCUUGGAAGUCAUGAAGGAGGCACGGUCCCGCUCCAUCCCGUUUGUCUUGGAUGCAGACGGGCUUCUGUUGGCUACGGAGAAUCCGGAUCUCGUGAAGGGAUACAAGGAGUGUAUCCUGACGCCCAACGUGAACGAGUUUAGUCGCCUUGCAAAGGCGCUAGGGAUUGAUGUUCCCAGUUUAGCACAGAUUACCUCCUCAGUGGGCGACGACAAGACGAGUCAAGAAGCAGAAGCAUGCGAGAAGCUGUCCAAUGCCCUCGGAGGUGUCACAAUCAUCCAAAAGGGUCCACACGAUGUCAUCUCGAAUGGCGUUACGAGCAUUGUCUCGGAUAUUCAGGGAGGAAUGAAGCGCAGCGGUGGCCAGGGCGAUACUUUGACCGGAUCCCUGGGGACCCUGAUGGGCUGGCGAGCAGCCUACCACGACAAACUCUGGGACUCUGGUGAGGAGGAGAAUUCGAAGGAGGCGCAGUCCAAGGCCGACGUGCAGGCGGAACUAGAAUCAGACAAGCGAAUGUCUCCAGCUACAACGUUGCUUCUCGUCGCAUGGACGGGCAGCGCAAUUACGAGGGAAUGCUCUCGCCGGGCGUACAAGGCAAAGGGGAGGAGCAUGCAAGCGAGCGAUCUGACCGAUGAAGUUCACGGAAGUUUCCUGGAGCUCAUUGGAGAGCCCGAGGAAUCAAAGUUGCAUCUUUAG